This is a messenger RNA of Striga hermonthica, 1050 nucleotides long. NCBI's taxonomy places the organism in Eukaryota, Viridiplantae, Streptophyta, Magnoliopsida, Lamiales, Orobanchaceae. The record is from the annotation of a GenBank genome assembly.
AUGCGGGCGGAGGAGCAGCUGGGCGAGCUGCUCUCGAGGCGGAAGGAGGACUCGAAGGCCAACGCUAGGGUUGUCGAGAUCUUCGCGAGCCACCGGCACUCGUGGCAGCAGGAGGAGAAGCGGCUGCUGCUCCAGAUCGACGAGUGCGGCGAGGAGAUUGCGUAUCUGAAGGGGAAAAUCGAGGAAUUCGAGGGCUUGGAGGCCGAUUUGAAGGCGAGGGUAGAGGAUUUGAGGAGGGAGGUCGGCGAGAGGGACGAGAUGUUAAAUUUCAUGAGCAGAGGUGGUUGUGAAGCGGCGGAGGGUGGCGCCGGCGGCGCCGGCGGCGGCGGGGGGGAGAGGUACGGUGGCGUGGAGGUGAGGUACGGCCAGGGUAAUUGUGACGGUGGGGGUUUUGGUUCGGAUUACCUUAGUUCUGUCGCAGAUUCGAAGUUUUGGUCUGAGAAAGCAAGCCUUUGGCAGGACAUGCAUUACGAAUCAAUUGAAUCACUUUACAAUAUGAAGCAUUUUGUGUCCAGAAGGGAAUCCCCUUGGAAAGUCAAUGGUGACUCCACCGGAGUCUCUUCCAAGUUAAAAGUGCUCGAGCAAGAAUUACUGAAUCUAGAAAGAAUCGGAAAAGCAGAUCUCUCUAAGGUACCAUCACAAAUGCGAAAGCAGGCCAAGAGGUAUCAGGCAUUAGCCGGAAAAAUCGACGAUCUUUGCCAAAGAAUGCAAGCAAGCGAUCCAUGUGAAACGAGCCUCAGCUCAGAGUUUCGAACACAAAUGCAAACCGAAUUCUUGCUCGAAGCCUUUCGUCUCCAGCAGCGUGCAUCCGAGACCAACCAAAAGCUGCUGGGCCUUCAGACAGAAACGGGCAAGAGCUACCUUGAAGGCCCGGCCCAAUUGGCCACAAAACGUUCAUUCGACUCGAUCAGAAACAAUUUCAAAGAAAUUCAGAGGAAUUUGGAAAUAUGGCUGGCCAGGAUCAUAGGCGAUCUCGAAGGGCUGUUGGCCCGAGAUGGUGCUUCUCGUGCGAGAGAAUAUUACGUCUCGAGGUAUCCCUUUGUGCAGUAA